Molecule: messenger RNA, 1326 nt
Organism: Antechinus flavipes (yellow-footed antechinus)
Lineage: Eukaryota; Metazoa; Chordata; Mammalia; Dasyuromorphia; Dasyuridae
Exons: 11
Coding region: 71-1114 (347 amino acids)
Molecular function (GO): protein binding
Source: RefSeq, a predicted model, not a curated record
GCGCAUUUGAGGGAGUGCAGAAGAAUCUUCUGGAAGCUCAGAGGAACUCUUCCCUUUUCAUUUCAAAAUUAUGGCUUACAUCACGUCCCCAGGCCUGAUUCUUUCACCGCCCCCGUCCCUCUCUUCAUCCACUUCAUCAUCCCGUCCUUCAGUCACGCAGUCUGUAGAGAAAACGAUUUUGUCCGCUCCUGCCACAAUUUUGGUUCAUCUUCAGGAGUCCGGUAGUAAAGCCUUGCGCAAAGCCAUAGCCAGUGAACAAACCAAGUCCUGGUUAAAGGCUGUUGAAUAUUAUACUGAAUUGCUGGACAUUGUGAACAAAGUUAAAAUUCUCAGAAUAUUUGACACUGACCUGCCUUAUGCUCAGCUGCUAUUUGAAACGUAUUAUCACUUAGCAGUAGCUUAUCAAAACUUGAAUCUCCAUAGGAAGGCAAUAGAAAAAUUAACACUUGCAGAAGAGAUUACAUCUGUACCUAAGAAUGGCUGUGAAGUUGGGUGUAGCUAUGAAACUUUCUACCAUACCCCUAUAUUUUCUAGAAGAGCAUUUUCUCACGUUCUAUGUGGUAAGAAGAAAGAAGCUAUAAAGGAUGCUAACAAAGCUAUCAAUUUGGACAGAUUGAACCCAGAUGUGUACUGUGUCAGAGCCCUAGUUUGGAACUCAUACAAAGAAACUAACAGAGCUAUUUAUGAUUUAAACAAGGGCCUUAGGCUAAAUCCUUACCAUGCUUGUGCUUUGAUACUAAGAGGAGCAACUAUCAAUUCUCUUAAUUCUAACAUUAAAAAUGACACAGAGAAUAGAGAUCAUGAAAAGGCUUAUAAAAUAUGCCAGAAGAGCAAUCUUUUCUUGGAUGUAACCAACUUUAAGAGUCCUAAAAUGGCAGAGUUCUUCGAAAAAUUUCUAUGGUCCCUCAAUGUUCCUCACACUGUGACAUCACUGAAUCUAUUGGAAGGAUAUUCAGCCUAUUUCUCAAACUUCCCAUGCAGAAAGAUUUCACAGAAUCUGAGAAAAGUUCCUAGAAUGCCUUCCAUAUUAUCCACACGAAGAGAUCAUUUGAAGAAAUCAGCCACAAUAUCACCUUAUUCUUUAAGUUAUGUGAAGGUAAACCAGUGGCUAUGAGACUCCAAGGAGAGCAGAUCCAUUAUGGUUCUGCACAAAGAGGAAGGAACUCAGAUAUGAAUUUUCCAGAAUUUUGAAGAGUGGCUUGCAAGAACAGUGCCAUGCUGGUGUCAAACGAGUCUUUCUUUCAGGACUAAUAAUGUUUUUCUUUUAAAAUAGUAAAAAUGAAUGCAGUGCUUUGCCUUGGCAUAUUAUGCUACGGUAUCAUCCAA